This is a messenger RNA of Sparassis crispa, 822 nucleotides long. RefSeq lists its product as uncharacterized. Lineage: Eukaryota; Fungi; Basidiomycota; Agaricomycetes; Polyporales; Sparassidaceae. The coding region runs from base 1 to 822 and encodes 273 amino acids. The record is from RefSeq and is a predicted model, not a curated record. The transcript has 7 exons.
AUGGCGAGCAUGAUUGAGACAAUCUAUAUCGCCAGACACGGAUACCGGUUGAACUGGGUAACAAGUAAUUGGAAGUCCGAGACAGGCCUUCCUCGCGAUCCACCUCUAGCUGCCUUCGGCCUGACACAAGCCCAAGAGCUGGCCGACUAUUUCCUUUCCCUUCCCGCUGAGGAGCGUCCGACUGCUAUAUUUUCGUCGCCCUACUAUCGGUGUCUACAAACUUCCCAGCCCACCUCGAUUGCUCUUGGAAUACCAAUCUAUGUCGAACACGGUCUAUCAGAAUGGUAUUCUCCAGUUGCGCCGGGGACAGGCCUCCAUCCGCGUCCUACAUCCGCGUCCUCCCUCCGCUCUUACUUUCCCCACAUCGAUGACUCGUGGUCGUCAAUUUGGUAUCCCUCCCGCAGAGGCGAGGACGUCGAACAGUGUCACGAUCGCGUCAACGGUCUGCUUUGCGCGCUCAUUCCCGAGGUCGAGCGCAGAUUCUCCGACAAGCACAAACGGAUACUGCUUGUGAGCCAUGCUGCCACCAUCAUCGCACUCUCGAGAGAGCUCGUGGGCAAAAGGGACUUACCACUGAGGGUGGGCUGCUGUACAUUGUCGGUACUGGAUCGGCCGGACGAUACCAAGAUCGUCGGUCAUUGGAACCCACAGCGUUUGGCGGAUGGGGGCCAUCUGAAAGAUGGUGCUUCGAGAGAGUGGGGUUUUGAAGACAUCCUAAUCGCGAAUGGAAGGGUUGUAGAUGAUCCCGGCCAACCAGGUUCAGAGCACGAAUCGGACGAGCCGGUAGGAUUGCAAUUGACGAGUCGUACCGCACGGAUGUGA